AUGGCCGUGAGCAUGGAUGAUGACGUCCCCCUCAUCCUCACCCUGGACGACACUGGAAGCAGCGCCUCAGCCCCUCUUGAUGACCUGGAGCGGGAGGAGCUGCCUAACGAAAAUGGAGGUAGCUAUGACGUUAUUAGCGACGCAUCCAGCCCUGCGGCGGGGGACUGCUGUGUGCAGCAAGGCUCUGCCCGACACAACUGGGAAAUGAACUACCAAGAGGCAGCCAUCUAUCUCCAGGAAGGAGAAAAUAAUGAUAAGUUCUUCACUCACCCCAAAAAUGCCAAAGCACUUUCUGCCUACCUCUUUGCACACAACCACCUUUUCUACCUAAUGGAGCUGAGCACGGCACUGCUUCUCCUGUUGCUGUCUCUCUGCGAGGCGCCAGCUGUCCCUAUGCUCCGUCUUGGCAUCUUUGUCCAUGCAACCCUGGAGCUGUUUGCGUUAAUUGUGGUAGUCUUUGAACUCUCGAUGAAGAUGAGGUGGCUGGGCUUCCAAACCUUUAUCAGGCACAAGAGGACUAUGGUGAAGACUUGCGUGCUGUUUGUACAGUUCAUAGAGGCCAUCGUGGUGUUGGUGCGGCAGACCUCGCAUGUCCGGAUAACAAGAGCCCUGCGCUGUAUCUUCCUGGUGGACUGCCGUUACUGUGGUGCUGUCAGAAGAAAUCUGCGACAGAUCUUCCAGUCCCUCCCACCAUUUAUUGACAUUCUUCUCCUCCUGCUUUUCUUCAUGGUGAUUUUUGCCAUCCUGGGAUUUUACUUGUUUUCUCCUAACCACUCGGAUCCGUACUUCAAUACCUUAGAGAACAGCCUCGUGAAUCUCUUCGUGCUUUUGACCACUUCUAAUUUCCCUGAUGUGAUGAUGCCAUCUUACGCCCGGAACCCCUGGUCCUGUGUCUUCUUCAUAGUGUAUCUCUCCAUUGAGCUGUACUUCAUCAUGAACUUGCUUCUCGCUGUUGUGUUCGACACCUUCAAUGACAUCGAGAAGAGGAAGUUUAAGUCCUUGCUGCUGCACAAGCGCACGGCCAUCCAGCACGCCUACCGCUUGCUGAUCACCAGACAGAGGCCGUCUGGAAUUUCCUUCAAGCACUUUGAAGGGCUGUUGCGGUUUUACAAGCCUCGGAUGUGUGCCAGAGAGCGAUAUCUCACUUUCAAAGCACUGAAUCAAAGCAAUACUCCUUUAGUCAGUCUAAAGGAUUUUUACAAUUUCUAUGAAGUUGUUGGCUUAAAAUGGAAGGUGCGCAAAACGAAAUCGGAACUUCCACGGACGGCAUUCGUUAUUUUCAAAGGCAUCAACAUCCUUGUGAAGUCCCGCGUGUUCCAAUACACCAUGUAUACCGUGGUGGCUGUGAAUGGAAUUUGGAUUCUUGUUGAAACCUUCAUGCUGCAAGGAGGGAAUUUCUUCUCCAGAAACGUCCCAUGGAGCUACAUAGUCUUCCUCACAAUCUAUGGUGUGGAGCUACUCCUGAAGACCACUGGACUGGGGCCCGUCGAGUACCUGUCCUCAGGCUGGAAUCUCUUUGACUUCUCAGUGACCCUGUUUGCAUUUUUGGGGCUCAUGGCACUGGCAUUUAACAUGGAGCCAUUCUACUUCAUUGUGGUCUUGCGACCCCUUCAGCUCCUGAGGCUAUUUAAAUUGAAGAAACGCUACAGAAAUGUCCUGGACACCAUGUUUGAGUUGUUCCCCCGGAUGGCCAGCCUGGGUUUAACCCUGCUGAUCUUCUACUAUUGCUUUGCCAUUGUUGGCAUGGAGUUCUUUGCUGGUGUGGUCUACCCGAACUGCUGCAACACAAGCACGGUCGCAGAUUCCUACCGCUGGGUGAAUCACACAGUUGGCAACAAGACGGUUGUGGAAGAAGGUUAUUACUAUCUCAACAACUUUGACAACAUUUUGAACAGCUUUGUCACGCUGUUUGAGCUGACGGUCGUCAAUGACUGGUACAUCAUCAUGGAAGGGGUGACAUCCCAAACCACUCACUGGAGCCGUCUUUACUUCAUGAUCUUCUAUAUUGUGACCAUGGUGGUGAUGACAAUCAUCGUGGCUUUUAUUCUGGAUGCUUUCGUCUUCCGCAUGAACUACACUCGGAAGAACCAAGAUUCAGAAGAAGACAAUGGCAUUGUGCUGGAGAAGGAGAUCUCCAAGGAGGAAGUGGUUGGCAUAAUGGAGCUGUACAGGCGGAGUUCAGCUGCCACUGAAACAGCUCAGCUGCAGAAGAUCGUUUUGCAGAUGGACAAAUAUGGGCAAAUGUCAACACUGUUUCUGGGACGCAGAUCGAGGACCAAGAGUGAUUUGAGUAUGAAGAUGUACGAGGAGGAGAUACAGGAGUGGUAUGAGGAGCAUUCCAGAAAAGAGGAAUCUCAGGUGCCGUCGCAAGAGCCUGCAUCUGCUUCCAACAGCUCUCUGAAGCCCCUGAGCCUCCGACAACGCUCCCACACUGUCAUUUAGGCCUAGCUAACGCAAGCCGCCUUCUAUGCAAUAACCUAGAGUAUUACUUCACAGCGUAUAUAUUGGGAUGAUGUACAUAGAUCCGGUGUACUGUUCGGCUUUAGGGCUUAAAUCUCUUCCCCUAGGCAGC
Molecule: messenger RNA, 2572 nt
Organism: Opisthocomus hoazin
Lineage: Eukaryota; Metazoa; Chordata; Aves; Opisthocomiformes; Opisthocomidae
Source: RefSeq, a predicted model, not a curated record